UAUGACACUUUGGUAAUUGGUGAUAUAGAUAACGCUCGGUUUAUUUUGGUUAUUAUUAUUUAUUUUACUUAAAUAUGGUUGCGUUUUAACUGUGACAUGGUGGGAGUGUAUCUUUAAGUGAAAUAGACAGUUAUUUAGUUCUUCAUUUAAAAAGUUAUAAGGAUCAUAAAAUACGGAGUUUGAAAAGCUUGAUUGACGGGGAUCGAAAAAAUACUGUUUAUAAAGAAAAGUGUACAAGUAAAUACUGAAUACAUAUAAUUUGUAAGUGGGCGAUAUACGUAGUAAAUAAAAUAUGAACGUAAAUGCGAUUUAAAAGCGAUAAAUAAAGUUGACGAGAUAAUAUUGGUGUUUUAAAAUGUGUUUUUGUUUUCUAAGUAAGUGAGUGGUGCAAGUAUGAAAAUGUGUACUUUAUGAAAUAAAAUAGUGAACUAAAAUAUAAUGAAUAAAUAUAUCGAGCGUGUGUGGUGCGGACUCGUUCUGAGAUGAACAGAUUUGACAGUACGGCUAAACGGGACAAAGAUGACGAAAAUGCGAGGGGAAAUUGUACGAAACAAACAAAAAUUCUUGAGUUGGACCUCGAUUACCUGGAGCGCGGUGGAGGUGGCACCAUGACAGUGGGCGCGCCCAGCGUGGAACCCAGCCCAGACAGCUUGGACCUCAUCAAAGUGGUCCUACUCGGCGCCCCGGCUGUGGGCAAAACUAGUAUUAUACAGCAAUUCGUGUGGAGCGAUUUCUCCGAGGAGUACAUACCGACGGACAGAAAACACACAUUCUAUCCUUCGGUGAUCAUAAAUGAGCACCUCUACGAAGUUAAAAUCACUGACGUGCCAGUCAUCCCUUACUUCCCCAUCAACUCGUACUACGAGUGGGCACACUACCGUUUCUACGGACUAAGGAACGCCACUGCGUAUAUCCUGGUAUUCGAUUUGUCAAACGUCGAGACAUUCCAGUACAUCCGCACGCUCAGAGACCAAAUGGUCGAGAGCAGAGACAUGAGGAAUGUUCCCGUCCUCGUCGUUGGAAACAAGCAAGACUUGCUUUGCAGUAACACGCCGUCAGCCGCAAGCGGUCUACAACAGCUAGCCAUAGCUGAAAGCGCUUGCGGAGAUUCAAGAGAAAAACGAAGGAAUAUCGUCAAUCUUGUUCGCAAGCAUUGGAAGUGUGGUUACGUGGAGUGUUCCGCUAAAUAUAACUGGAGGGUUAUAGCUGUGUUUAAAGAGUUGAUGGAGAUGAUUGAUGCUCUAGAGUGGAGUGGUGGGGGGAGGAGUUCUGAACCCCCUCCAGACUCCUCGGCGGGGGGCGCGUCCGAAAACAGAUGCACCGUCACUUAGCACCAUUGCAAGACUUAUAAGGAACGUUUGAAGAUUGAAUGGAAAAAGUUUUGUUGAGAUUGGACAAUGUUUGAAACGCACACUAGAUUAGUGUUCUCGAUGUUAAAAUACAGUUCUUAACUACUUUGAAAAAAUCACAUAUCUCACACUGCUCCUCAAAGACAAAACGUAGUAAGUCUAUAUGCAUUGCAUACAUACUUAAUACAUUUUUCUCUUCAUUUACAGAAGAAGAUACAAGUUUUUUUCAAAGUAGUGCCGAGUAGUUGUUAUAUUCCAUGUAAGAAAUAUCAGUUUUUCGAAAACACGAUUCAGCUUAACAUUAAUUCUCUUGUUUGAGGUUCGGACACGCGUCAUGUUUUUCUCUGAAUCGAGUCUGAAUAUUUGCUUUUCGUGUAUUUUUAUUUACCAAAGCUAUCGUUCCAUUUUCAUUUACAUCCGUUCCGAAUUUAUCAUAACAACAUAAAUUAAAUAUAAGAAGAUCAUACGAUUCCAUACAUUAAAAUGCGACCCCCUAAGAACGCGCAUAC
Molecule: messenger RNA, 1858 nt
Organism: Leguminivora glycinivorella
Lineage: Eukaryota; Metazoa; Arthropoda; Insecta; Lepidoptera; Tortricidae
Product: ras-like protein family member 10B
Exons: 3
Coding region: 483-1331 (282 amino acids)
Molecular function (GO): GTP binding; GTPase activity
Source: RefSeq, a predicted model, not a curated record